AUGGCUUAUAAUUCUCCUCACAGCAGCGUUCUAUCCAUUCACUGUCGCACUGCUGGGCAUGUGUCGACACAUCGCACUGAUGGAUCUGACAGGAUUGCUUCGCUUCGCUGGCUUCGGCCCCUCGUCUCCUUUGGAGGCACUUCGCGGACGCCCGAGGUGUGCAGGAGUGUUGCCCGCGACUCAUGUAUGGUGCCAUAUCAGCCCGUUCGGCAUGACAUCGCAGCUUCGUCUCACCUAAGGGUGUUAAUAGGCUGCCCUGCAAAUGCACUUAUGCGAUUUUAUUUGGCGAAUGCUCUGAAUUCGGAGGUCAAUCCGCUGAUGUCUGGCCACCGACCACAAUCUGUUUUGCUACCAAGAGGAAUCGGGAGCUGGUUUGGAGGCCAAACUUAUCUGGGGUGGAUAGCCUAG
Messenger RNA from Closterium sp. Yama58-4, 408 nucleotides. The record is from the annotation of a GenBank genome assembly. Lineage: Eukaryota; Viridiplantae; Streptophyta; Zygnematophyceae; Desmidiales; Closteriaceae.